AUGAAAAACCCCACAGCGCCACCAGGGAGCUUUAAAGAUGGCUGGAAAGAAUAUAGUUGCAUCCUUAAAAGAUCAGAUAUUCCCACCUACAGCCAGGCCUUAGCAGAGGUCAAAGCUAUGGCCGAAAAAAGUGACACCAGCGAUGCGGAUCCUAUUCCACCACCGCCAAGGCCUUCAAAAAAGAGACUGGCUGCAACCAAAAAAAUUAAAAAUUCUGAUGAAGAUAGGUUCAAUUACAACCAAAUUAUUCAAACGAUCAACACCAAAAAAGAAAUUGAACCCCAACCGCAACAACAAUCUUGGGAAUAUGCGCUUUCCAACUCCCAACCGGUUCAGCAAUGGAACUUUGAAUACCAGCGACAAGAGCAAAAACAGGAAACACAACAGCAACAUCAAUACGAACAACACCCACAUCAACAUGAAUACCAACAAUACCAACAACAAGACCAUCAACAAGAAGACCACCCACAAGGCCACAACAAGACCACCAACAACAACUACAACACCAAACACAGCAACUACGUCAACCGACCCAAAGUCAACCGGAGGAGCAGCUAA
This is a messenger RNA of Episyrphus balteatus (marmalade hoverfly), 558 nucleotides long. RefSeq lists its product as uncharacterized. The record is from RefSeq and is a predicted model, not a curated record. Lineage: Eukaryota; Metazoa; Arthropoda; Insecta; Diptera; Syrphidae. Bases 1 to 558 code for a protein of 185 amino acids. The transcript has 2 exons.